Polyodon spathula (Mississippi paddlefish) is the source of this 5336-nucleotide messenger RNA. Its product is annotated as collagen alpha-1(XXV) chain-like. The coding region runs from base 445 to 2427 and encodes 660 amino acids. The transcript is spliced from 36 exons. The record is from RefSeq and is a predicted model, not a curated record. NCBI's taxonomy places the organism in Eukaryota, Metazoa, Chordata, Actinopteri, Acipenseriformes, Polyodontidae.
GUGUUCAUCAGUACAGUUACUGUACAAGAUUGGCACUGCUGUGUUUGUGUUCUAUUCACCUAAUAGUAAUAGCUCCAGGUCUUUCAUUUGCACAGCAUUCUGUUCGGUGCUUGUUAUUUUGGAAUCAGGUGGGGGAGGCUUGUCAGAGAACGGUGCAACAAGUUCGAUCAGCAGGGUUCUGCAGACCAGGUCCCCGGUGACAGGUUUUAAAUAACAUUUACUCUGAUAACUGGAAACUCGCGUGGGUCAUUCCACGCGGCGUUUUACAUUUGGAAUUGGAUCUUUUUUUUUUUCUUAAACAUAGUUUUGUUAAUUUAUAUUUCCAACGCGUAAAUGUCGUGUCUGGCAAAAUCUAAUAUUUAUCAGUUGGCCUGUUGAAAAAAAAAAACAACGGUGUUUUAUGUUAAGUAUUUCAAAUUUGGUGCUAUAUUAUUGAAAUAUAACAUGACGGCAGCAGCUAAAAAAGACGACCCAAGACGUAGUGAAGAUAUGGAGAGUAAAGCUGGUUCAAAUGCACAGCGCUGCUGCAGCAGGACUUUCCCCAAUGUCCUGUCAUGUAUGUUUUCUCUUCUGUGUGUAGCAUACUGUAUACUUCUCAGUGUAAGAACCUCAGAGUUCCAAGAUAGGGUUUACGCGUUAGAAACUGGACAAGGAGAGUUGUACGACCACCAUCGAGCGCCAGCCUUUUCAGUGGAUCAGCUCAAUUCUAUGGUGCAAGAAAGAGUGGAUGAACUUCUGGCGCAGAGAUCAUACGAACAUUUGGCAAAAAUCAGGAUUGCACGCGAAGCGCCGCCUGAAUGCAGUUGUCCAGCAGGCCCUCCAGGAAAGCGAGGAAGAAGAGGCAGAAAUGGCGAAUCAGGACCACCUGGCCCUCCCGGUCCAAAAGGUGACAAGGGGGAUCAAGGUGACCAAGGUCCACGGAUGGUCUUCCCUAAAAUCAAUCAUGGGUUUCUUUCUGCUGAUCAGCAGCUCAUAAAACGGCGUCUCAUUAAGGGAGAUCAAGGUCAGGCUGGCCCUCCUGGCCCUCCAGGGCCCCCAGGACCACCGGGCCCCCGUGGCCCCCCAGGAGACACAGGGAAGGAUGGACCCAGGGGUGUGCCAGGCCUGCCAGGAGAACCAGGAAACUCAGGAGAAGUGGGACCAAUGGGACCUGAGGGGCCUCCAGGACAAAAGGGCUCUGUUGGAUCUCCUGGGAAUGCAGGUGUGGACGGCAACAAGGGAGAACCAGGUUUGCCAGGGAUAGACGGAACACCUGGAAUCAAGGGUGAAAUAGGAGAAUGGGGUGAAAAGGGCAACUCUGGGGAGCCUGGCCAGAAAGGGGACAUGGGCGCAAAGGGUGAAUCUGGCUCAUCUGCAGCUGGGAUAAAGGGUGAACCAGGAGAAACCGGACGUUCAGCGCAAAAGGGUGAACCAGGUCUUCCUGGGCUUCCUGGACUUCCAGGGAUCAAGGGCGAGACAGGUGUUAUGGGUCCUCAGGGAGAGCCUGGGUUACCAGGUUUACCAGGAACAAAGGGAGAAAGGGGGAAUUCUGGCCCACCUGGGAAAGGGGAGCGUGGAGAAGGUGGUCCUCAGGGCUCAAAGGGGGUUCCUGGGGAGGCUGGAGCCACAGGCCCCAAAGGGUCAAAGGGUGAUUCUGGAGAGACAGGUGAAUUAGGAGCCAUGGGGCCCAGGGGUCCACCAGGGCAAAAGGGUGACCAAGGAACCACUGAGAUAAUUGACUAUAAUGGAAACAUCCACGAAGCACUGCAGAGGAUUACCACUCUAACAGUCACGGGUCCCCCAGGACCACCAGGACAGCAAGGAAUAAAGGGAGAGACAGGAGCCCAAGGGAAUCCUGGGCUGGAUGGCGAGCAGGGUCCCAAAGGUUCAAAAGGUGACAUGGGUAUCCCGGGCAUGUCAGGAGAGAAAGGAGAAAUAGGUCUACCUGGAUUGCCAGGCGCCAAUGGCAUGAAAGCAGAAAAGGGAGAUUCUGGUUUACCUGGUCCUCAAGGUCAAUCUCUUAUUGGUCCUCCUGGAGCUCCUGGCCCCCAUGGCUUACCAGGCCCAAUGGGACCUAAUGGCUUCCCUGGACCCAAGGGUAUGGACGGUCCAGUAGGUCCUUCAGGCCCAGCUGGCCCAAAAGGUGACAGAGGUGAAAGGGGACCAGCUGGUGAACCUGGGCCAAGAGGACCAUAUGGAUUACCUGGCACAGAUGGGUCUCCUGGAUUGGAUGGAUUACCAGGCCUGAAGGCAGAGAAAGGAGAUCCUGGUGAAAGGGGAGAAAAGGGGGAAAGGGGAAAGAAGGCCAAAAAAGGGCCUAAAGGGGAGAAAGGAGAACAGGGUGCCCCUGGAUUAGAUGCACCUUGCCCAUUGGUAUGUCAGCUAUGCUCUAAAAACUCAUCUCACCAAAACCAAUGGAGCCAAAGAGGGGAGCAAGUCACUGCCUGAACUGAUUUAGAAUACGCCCCUCUUUAAUCCAGCCUUUUUGGGGGUAUUUGUCUGCAGUCAAAAGCAAAACACAAUCCUUAGUAAUAUAACCUGCAAUUUCCUCUGUUCCGUUAAAUUCCAGUACUAUAUGUCUUCUUAGAUGCAUUUCAAUACUAUAAAAAAUCAUUAACACUUUAAAUUACUCCCACAAAAAUUGAAGUUUGACCAGAUGUUGGGAUUUAAUUUUGCUCUUGCUCACUAGAAGGGCUGAUGUCUAAAUCAGUGAUGCCAGGGAUUGCUCAUCCACAUGCUGUGUUGCUGCCCAGUUGAAGGGCCAGAUUAUGCCUCUCUCCGUAACAAUGCCAGUUACUUUUUACAAACAGGGAUUCCGGGGAUUUAAGGGUGAAAAGGGGGAGCCAGGUCAGCCUGGCCUGGAUGGGCUGGAUGCCCCGUGCCAAUUGGGUCCAGAUGGACUACCAAUGCCUGGAUGCUGGCAGAAGUGAUGAGUCUAACCCAAGCAUGGAGUUUGUACAUAAUGCUUCAUUUUUUUUUUUUUUUGUAUUUAUAGUUUUGUAAAUGUAAAAUAUAAAAAUAUAAAUAUAAAUAAAAGAACACUGAAUAAAUGUUUACAUGUAGCUGAUUCAACUCAUCUACAGUAACAAAAUGUGUACCAUCACAUCAGCAUUAUGACUUUGUAACUAAGAGGAAGAAAUUGCAGGCCUGUGUCAAACACAGGGAUCAACCUUGUGCUUGCUUUUUGCAUGGACAGAAGCCAAGCAACAGUAAGAAAUUGUGACCAAAAUGGACUAAAACCCAUUGAAAUCUUUGGAAUGUACUGUACUUGCUGUCACUGGAUAUUACUUUUGCUUCUGUGUUCAUCUCAAGUCUGUCAUCCAUUCAUGCCAUCAUACAAACUCUAAAGACUAAAAACAAAGAAAGAAAAAAUCAGCAUGAAUAAUGUGCCAAAAAAAUGUUAUUGCUUGUGGUGAUUUAUGGCUUCAAACACUAACUGGCUGUUGGGUCGUUGCAACUUUUUUAAAACACAGAUCCCUGAAUUGAUUUUCUUUUGUCAUCUUCCAAAGGGAGUCACGCCAUGGUUGGUGGCUUGAAAAGAUAUGAUCCCAGAUUUUCAGCAAUUUAAGCCUGCAGUUCUUCAACUCCAGUUGUGUGGGCCAUGUGCCCACAUCUGCAUUUCUUCCUUUGUGCAUGCCUAGCAGUCAAGAUGACGCAACAAGCAGCAUUUGUUAUUUCGGCAAGGCUACAAUAUGGGUGCUGACCCUACAGUAUGGCUCAGCAAGGAUUGAUUUAGAUUCGAGGAUUUGGAAGAGCAUCGGCAGUACUGAGGUGGAAGGUCCUCAAUGGAUUCACAAUGCUUAAGUUUGACCAUGGAUUUCACGAAUCACAGACCAAAAGAAGGAUUUUGCUGUCACUUGUGAGGCAACUGUUGGGUUUUGACGAGAGAAAUGGAAACAAGUAGUGUUUGACAAGCUUCUAUGAGGAACAAAAGGGGUGGUCCUACUGCCUUUUAGGAGUGAGGGGUGAACUGUUAAAAUGACAGGGCCUUAUAGAAAGGGUUAUCAUAGGAUUGCAUUGAUGCAUUUUUUUUUAUUCAUGAUGCAUAAUAGCCUAUUGUGCCUCAAGGACUCUUAACUCUUAUUUUCUUAUAAGCAUACAGCAAACUUCAAAAACAUUAUUUAUGUUUGAGGAAUGGUACUUUUUUAUUGUAUAACAUGUUGCAGUAUUUCACCAUCUAACAUUACUGUAUUUUGUCCUUAAAAGAAUAAAAAAUAAAAAUUACUCAUAUUAUUUCAAGCUUUCUGCGAGGAACUAAAAGGAAAUUGAUGUUAGUGGCUACCAAAACAUGGUGUUUGCUGCAGCUUUGGCUCUCUUUACAAGAAGAUUGGACUGAAUGGACAAAAAAGGACAAAAAAACAGAUGCUGCUAGAAUUGAUUUAACAGGCUGCUGCUCUAAGACUUAGGAUGAAUGAGCAGAAAUGUUACAGUAUCGUAGGCUUAACAACUGAUAUUUUUUUCAGUUUACACAUUUAUUAGCCUGUAUCAAACCUUCUUCGAAUGACCACUCAAUAGACCACAGAAAAGUGGUCUUAAUACACAGGUAGGCUAGCUUUAUAUCCAGGUGAUUCAACAUAUGAAUUCACUAUAGACAGAUGGUCUUAAGAAUAGGGUGACUGUGAUUACUGCAACAUUUAAUCCAUACUUUUAUUGCUUUUCUCCCAACCUAAUCAAUAAUAUUUAGUAAAUUAAAAUGUAAAUCCACAUGUGUUAUACAUGCUACCUGUUAAUAUUUAGAGAACAGUGGUUAUGUUGUUCAUUGUUAUCUUCAGUGAUUGAGUAUGGCUAGGCUUACUGAGUUAGUUGAGAACUGUGUUAUCAUAGAUUGGGAAAGUCAGUUUUGCCAUUGCAGCCGGUGCUAACAAUAGUGUAUUAUGAAAUGUGGGAAUGAAAAAACUGAGUGUUCAUUAAAUCCUGAAGAAAGGGGAAAGCAAUUGUCAAGGGGGGGGUGUAAGUACUAACAGUCACUAACCCAUUUCAACACACCAGUGCAUUUAAGUUGUGCCUUCCUGUAUUCACAUAUUUCUGGACUUUUGCUGUGAUCACCAACAAUGACAGUAGUCCUACUUCCACAAACACAACAAGAAACAGACAGAAACUGUUAGUCAACCCAUGACAAUUCUGAAUACUGACUAACCCAGGCAAAAAUAAAAGAACAGGCCAGGGUAUAAAUAGACUAAAGUAACUGAAAACCAUUCACUUUUCAGAUUAAGCAAUGCAUAUCUCUAGGAGCCAUUUGGAAAGCUCUCUGCAGUCAGACAGGCCCAGGCAAACAGAUACAGAUCAGGGUUUUUUUUUUUUCAAUUAAUGGUAAUGUUGUUCUUUUGUAUAAUUUUUAUUUUUUUAAAUGUUGGGUC